Molecule: messenger RNA, 1815 nt
Organism: Pseudomassariella vexata
Lineage: Eukaryota; Fungi; Ascomycota; Sordariomycetes; Amphisphaeriales; Pseudomassariaceae
Product: WD40-repeat-containing domain protein
Exons: 3
Coding region: 1-1815 (604 amino acids)
Molecular function (GO): protein binding
Source: RefSeq, a predicted model, not a curated record
AUGUCGAUGUAUCAGCAUCGCGGCAUACCGCAGAAUGCUCAACGCCUGAACGAGCUUCUGGAACAAGUCCGCCAGGAGUUUGACGCGCAAGUCAGGAUGAACGAAGGCUAUGAGCAGCAGAUCCAGCAACAGGUGCAAGAGGCGCAACUCGUGCGCGAGAAGGUUUACCAAUUGGAACAGACGCACAUGACCAUCAAGCAGAAGUAUGAGGAGGAAGUCGUUCUUCUCCGCCGGCAGCUCGACGCCGCGCGCUCCGGUGCCCCUCCCCAGCCUGGCAUGCCUGGCCCUCCUCAACACGGUGGCCCCUCCAGCGUCCCGCCCCCUCCCUCUAUCGGUAUCGGCACACAGAAUCUCUUCCAAGGCAUCAUGACGGGUCAAGGUGGUCAAGGAGGUCUGCCCCCACAGCCCGGCCCUCCUCAAGAACAGCAGCCGCCCGGCCCUCAGCACCAAAUGCCUCAGCCGCCCCCGGGACUGGCCCAGGGCCCGCCUCCUCCCCCGCCGCCCCCGUCCCAGCAGCCCCCUUUCCAGCAGCCAUAUCAACAGGGGCCUGGCCCAAACGGCUUCCCCGGGCAGCCUCCCCAGAGCACCGCUUCUCCGGGUCCCGGCAGCAAACGUGGCAUGGGUAGACCCCCGACCGGUCCGGCUACUCCCCAGAUCAACAACCCGAUGCCGUACCCGCCCGGCCCAGGCGCAUCGCCCCAGGUACAGAACCACCCGACCCCGGACCACCGCGGCCUCAUGCCACCCCACCCUGGCGCCAUGGUCAACAACGCUCUCGGAGAUCUGGACCCCGAUCGUCUCCCAAACCACGUCAAGAAAACGCGGGAUGACUGGUUUGUUAUUUUCAACCAGGCUGUCCCUCGCAUGUUGGACGUCGAUCUGGUUCACACCCUCGUUCACGAGAGUGUUGUAUGCUGUGUAAGAUUCAGCCACGACGGCAAGUAUGUGGCUACUGGCUGCAACCGAUCUGCCCAGAUUUAUGACGUGCAGUCGGGCGAGAAGGUGUGCGUUUUGCAGGACGAGAACGUCGACUUGGCCGGCGAUCUCUACAUCCGAAGCGUAUGCUUUAGCCCGGAUGGCAAGUACCUUGCGACAGGCGCCGAAGAUAAACUCAUUCGCGUGUGGGACAUUCAGAACCGAACGAUCCGCAAUACGUUCGCUGGCCACGAGCAGGACAUCUACUCGCUCGACUUUGCCCGCGACGGCCGCACCAUCGCUUCGGGAAGUGGUGACCGAACAGUUCGCCUCUGGGAUAUUGAGAAUGGCACAGCGUUGUUGACUCUCACAAUAGAGGACGGGGUUACCACAGUGGCCAUUUCCCCCGAUACCAAGUACGUUGCGGCCGGUUCUCUCGACAAGAGUGUCCGCGUGUGGGAUAUCCACCAAGGAUACCUCCUCGAGCGUCUCGAGGGUCCCGACGGCCACAAAGACAGCGUCUACAGCGUAGCCUUCUCUCCCAACGGCAAGGAUCUCGUCAGUGGUAGUUUGGACAAGACUAUCAAGAUGUGGGAGUUGUCUGCCCCUAGAGGCAUGCAGAACCCGCCGCCCAAGGGGGGCAGAUGCGUCAAGACGUUUGAAGGACACCGGGACUUUGUUCUCUCCGUCGCUCUCACCCCCGAUUCCAACUGGGUUAUGUCGGGUUCCAAGGAUCGCGGCGUCCAGUUCUGGGAUCCUCGUACCGGACACACCCAGUUGAUGCUUCAAGGACACAAAAACUCGGUCAUCUCGGUCGCCCCCAGCCCCAUGGGCAGCUACUUCGCGACCGGCUCCGGCGACAUGCGAGCACGCAUCUGGUCGUAUAGGCAAGUAUCCUAA